This is a messenger RNA of Spirometra erinaceieuropaei, 26357 nucleotides long. The record is from the annotation of a GenBank genome assembly. NCBI's taxonomy places the organism in Eukaryota, Metazoa, Platyhelminthes, Cestoda, Diphyllobothriidea, Diphyllobothriidae.
AUGAUGAUGCGUUUGAAGCAUCUUCACCACCUUUAUAAGACGGCCUGUCUGUCGGCUCUGCUGACAAACGUGAUCCAGUCGGCUGUCGCGGCCGAGGCGAUCCGGUAAUUCCCUCCUUGACCCAAUCUCCUUAUACUCAUUUUCAUUGCUUUCAGUCCUCAUUUUAGGGUCUUAUAUCGAUCUAAAAGGGGGGGGGGUCUCUUCUUGAGUCAAAAGCAGACGCCUGGGGAGUCUGGAUGAUUGGCAGUGAUCCCAGGGACUCUGGCCCCCAGGACUGGGAGAGGAUAGUCAAAGCAUUGACUUCGCCUUUUUGGGACUAAAUAUGCCGACACUUUUCUUCUAUGAAAGCUGACAAUGGGGAGGCCGAUGGCGUUGCUCCGCAAGUUUUGUGUAUAUUUUUUAUGGAAGCCAAUUUGCCAGCGAACAGUAGAAGGAGACCUAUGCGCGAUCAUAUGUCCGUACUCCUCUCGUCAGGCAUCACGAAAUUAGGAUAAAGUAGAUUCUAUCUUCUUUUGAUAGUCAUGCAAUGGGGAAACUUCUGGUAAGAGAACAGCGUUUGCAUUUAUAAACUGACUUUAUUUCGUAUACAAGGGCGACCAUUCUGCUGAUCUAACACGAGAGAGAUAGGGCUGAGACUAUAUCCUGCAUGCCGGACAGAGCACAAGACCUUUGCUGAUUGUAAAGUUCACUCAUGCGACCUGUAUAGCCCACGCACGACUCAAAGUUUCUCUAAUUUGCUCAGCUAUGAGAGCCCCCGGGCGUCAGACACGUCAUUCAGAUGUACAAGCUCCCAGAGUUACAAAAUAAUUUGGUUGUCCGGAUGCGAAUACCUGUCUUCUAGGCGGGAGAAGGGUUAGGUUGGUAGUUUAGACCAACGAUAGUGCGUAUUUUUUUCUUAUCACCGUGACUAUUAAUAAACCGUAAUUAAUUUGUGUCUGCCUUCUGUAGUAUAUUCUUCGUGGUGGCUUCCCUGUGUUGGGAUGUCGUGCUUUGGCCUUGCAACUCAUUGAUUCUCCUCCGCAUGGUUCACAAGCAAUGCAUUAGUUGGGAUUUUGGGGGUGCGGCUUCCGUCAUGGUGGGAUUCUUGUGCCUCACCCUUUUGAUAAUCCGGUCACGGUAGGGUAAUGGACCCCACUGAAUCGUCGGUAGACUGCGGAUCGUAUCAUGUAGGAAUGGUGGCAAUGAGAGGGUUUUACGGGUGAGGCAGCACGUAGAACAGUAGACUGAUGAAAUGCAAGAAAACACAGAUUUUGUCGAGAAUCUUACCGCACACUUUCGUAUGCCAAUGAAAAUGAGCGCGUCAAUUAAAAAGAUAGAUAGGCAGCAAAUUCCAAAAAUGACGGAGUUCGAGUAAUGGUUUAAGGUCAUGGAAAGCAAUUGUUGUUGGCAGUGUAAUGUCUGCAACGGCUUGCAAAUGGACGCCAAGAUGAGACCCCUAUGACACGACCCACCGUCUAUUGACAGUUAAGCGGGGUCCUUCACCCCACCGUUACCACCAUUCCAAGUUUAAGCCUCCAGCUCAGGCUGUUUCCUUGUCCCUAAGAUCCGCAAUUACUCGUCUGUCCAUCCCUUCUUCUUCUUCUUCUUCUUCUUCUUCUUCUUCUUCUUCUUCUUCUUCUUCUUCUUCUUCUUUAUUAUACUGUCAAUUUUGUGGAUUUUUCAAGCGCCUUCUUCGACGACUUUGCCCACUCGGAGGCCGAAUGGACGUCCCUGAUGGAGACCGAUCGACUUGACUUGGACAUCCCCUGUAGACGUGAAUGCCGCUUUCCGGUCUCGGCCCUGAGGACAAAGUUGACACAGUGAGUACUCCAUUCCCAUCCUAUGUCGCUCUUACCUCCCUCACCGUCUGUUUCCCCACCUCUGUUUUUUCCUUCCCUUGUUUAUCACUGGUUUGCUUGUUUUUCUUUUCGUUUCACCAUUAGCCUCGCGCCGCGACUUUGGAUUGUGAAACUAUCUGCACUGGAUCCCAUGCGCAUCGAGAAGAGGAUAGUUUACGAACUUAUCCGGACACCGGGUAUGCUGCAUCGGCCUCGCUACUUUUUCAGCCUCUGAAGCAUGUUUCCUUCAACCGUCCCGAUAUUUUGUCCCGUCCCAAUCCUUGAGUUAAGGUGAAAGCCCUUCUUAAUGCCGCAUCUGUGGGCCAUAAAGACCCUGAUGUCUAAUGGCUUUGGGAGCUCUCGGCUCAGGGUACUUACGCAUGUCUGCGGCUACACCUUAUCGAGCAAGAAUUACGUGACCUAUAGAAGCGAAGAGACGAGUCCCAGAAAGCAGUCUUGAAGAAGGAUACACGAUCGCUGGGACAAGAGAUUUAUUAGCCUGACGUUUCAUCUGAAUGCGGUCUUCCCGGACAUACAAUUUACGAUGAAGGACGUAGAGAACAACCAGCUGGCCUUCCUGGAUGUCCUAGUAUGCCGCAAAGAUUGUGGUGGACUAGAAAACCAAAGUGUUCAUGAAAGCGACAAAUACGAUGGAAGUGCUGAACUUCAACAGCAACCACCCAAUCAGCCAGAAACUCAGUUGUGCAAGGACGCUCUAUCGGCGUGUCGAAACGCACUGCAGUGAUCCGGAAGACAAGAUUGCCGAACUACAAUACCCCGACGGGUCCUCAAAGCUUAUAGCUACCCGCGCAACUUCGUCAACCGGUGCAUACGCAAAAGGGACGAAAGGCCUAACCGCACGGACACCAAAUUUUGGCGAGCGCUUCCGUAUGUCAAGAACGUUUCGGGAGCCGUCGGCCGCAUUCUCACACCACUUGGGGUUGGAGUUGCACACAGACCGGAGGCAACCAUCAGGCGUCAAGUAAUGAAACCAAAGGACCAACUGCCACGUCAAGAAACGUCUGGAGUCGUUUAUCGGAUCUGGUGCAUUUGCAGACAAAGCAACUACAUCGGAGAAACCGGAAGACAGUUCCGAAAGCGAAUGGUCGAACACGCUGCAACGGUGCGGAGAAAUGACGCCAGCUUUAAAGUUGCGGCUCAUUCGACCAGAUCCGGCCGCACAUUCAAAUUCGACGAGGCCGAAAUUUUCGCAAGAGGUGACAAUCGCGUGAGCCGGGAGCUGCUCGAGUCAUGGUUUACUGGCCUCCAGUCCAUUAGCAGGUGCAAUGACCUUCCCCUUAGAUGGAAAGCGUACAACCUGUAGAUUGAGAAUCAGAAAUGCAAAUGCAACGACAGGUCAACCUCAGAAUAAUUCAGAAACUGAAGUACUUGAAGGAAGAAUCGGUGGAUCUGAUGAUCGAGCAAUCAUCACACCAACAUCCAACGUACGUUAUGAAAUUGCAGCAAUUAACAACGCGAAUCUUGGCCAUCAAAUUGCCAUCCCUGAUGAAGGGGAAGGGGGGUCUGAAUAUUCAAGGGUAUUCAGUAGCAUGACGACUGCAUCCUAUAUGUACUGCAGCCCCUUGUGCAUGAACCACCCGUAUCUGCUUUUGUCUGUGUUGAUGGGUCCGAACAGGAAUCCGAAACGUCAGGCUAAUAAAGCUCUCGUCCCAGCGAUCGUGCCUCCUUCCUCAAGACUACCUGACCUCUUGUUGGGCUCCUUUGCCUCGGUGGCGAUCUCAGCUAAGGGCGGUUGGCCAAGUCACCGUAAUAAGGUUUUUACCUCGAGCGAUACCCUCGCGUGUGAAAUCCUCGCCCCCACCCUCUCCUCCUCAGUAGAUCAAGAAGCCGCACCUGCUCCGACAGUCAACCAGUCGGUUUUUCGUCGUGACUUUCCAUUUCCCGUUUUUUUUUUAAUUCUCUUAUUCUCGCUAACUGCAAAGACAGCUAAGCCCUCCCCUGGAGAUUCAUACUAGUCGAAAAAUGUUAUGGACAGCAGAGACUGGAGUGACUAUUUCCGACUUAUUCGCCGUCGCCAGCCAGCCACACCCUGCCGCUAGACUGGUCGUUGGACCAGACGCUGUACCACUUGAACCGCGGGCUCUUUCCUAGUCAUCGGUUGUCGUCAGCGUUCUAGUCCCAUUGUUAGACUGAAUUCAAGGAGCCCGCGGUUGUCUAGCGACGAGCAAUCAGUACUCGACCUUGGGAGCGCAAUUUCAGCUGUUAUUUGGGUCGUUGGCGGGUAGGGUUCAUGGAACUUUAAUUGACUCUGCCAACAGUUGGUAAGACGAGGCUGAGACGUAGUCAGUUUUCCACAAGUUGGGGAAACUACCUACUAAAAAAAGGCAAAACGCCAGAAGAGGUGGUAAAAGAAUAAGCUCUGGGGUACGACGCAUAAUGUAUAGUGUCAGAGGAUAGAAAAUUACCUGGUUGUCACCUGUUCGCUUCUUACUGGUGACUCGACGCAUUGUAAUAGCAGUUGCGUUUGUGUGUCCCCUCUGCUGUUGCGUAUAUUCAGGCAACAUAAAUCGAUCGAUUCCUAAAAAUCAAGCUGUUGGAUCACUACAUGUCUGCUAUGUAGAGUAGGUGACAUAUCUCAUGCAACAUCAAUCGAAAUUCUGAAAUGGGUUUUAGAUUCGAAAGACUUUCUUAGGUGGGGCUAUAAUAUUGAUCAUCGUGCUACAUAAUCUCAGGACAUUUCAGUCACCUCCAGAAUGUCGAUUUUCGAAUGCGCGCAUUACCAGUCGCAUGCGAGAACCGCACUCAGUGGAAAGUGGUGGGGAUUUUGUACACUGAUUAUCAAGGCAUUUUUCACAGAAAUCAUGCACAAAGAUGAUGAAUUCGAGUGAGGAUCCGAAACGUCAGGCUAAUAAAGCUCAUGUUUAAACGAUCAUGUUUCCUUUUUCGCACAAAGAUAUCCUGUAAUCAUUUUAUCAGAAAUUACGUUUCUUUAAAUAUUAUACCCGAAAGAGCUACUUUGGCCCCCAAAAGGUCUGUAACUAUGAGGUUUUUAUGAGCGUAAGAUGUCUAUUAAGAUAGCAUCCUACUUGCCUGUUUAUUAAUCCCCUUACUAAGGGUACAGCGUGAUCCAUAUCCAUAUCUAUGUAAUGCUUUUAUUUGCCAGUACUUGUAUUUAUAGUAUUAUUACACCUUAUAAUGCCGUAUUAUGUUUAUUGAUCUCAAAGCGAAAAUAUGCAAUCAGUAGUUCGGAAACCCUAAACGCGUGUGUGAUAAGAAGUCGCGUUUAAAAUUAUUCAGGGAUUUCGAAUUUGAAUUUAUAGAGGCACCGAACAUCGAUGUGGAAAAUCAAUAUUAAUUAAGUGACAAUUUUUUACAAAGUGUAGUUUUCGCAGGCGCCCGAAAAGAAGUCCAUUCAAAAGCUGGCAUCCCGAAGCAACUGAAUUAUCUUGGGGUUAUGAUGCGAGUUGAUUAGUAUUACAACCCGGCUUAAGUAAUCUUUUCGAGUCGAAAACGCAUUUCAGAAUUCCGGCUAGCAUUUCAUGAGUUAGCACAUCUACUGUAUUAAUUUCAAAGUGAGAAUGUGCAGUGUGUAGUUUGAAAACCCUAAACGCCUGGGUGAUAGCAAGUUGGGUUUAAAAUUAUUCAGGGAUUGAAAAACAUUUUUAAAACUGGAAGUUACCUUCUCAUCAAGCAGAAAAUUUGAGAAAGACAUUGUUUGCGACAGACUACAAGAGUGGAUAUUUUUAUGCAUGCUUUCCAUAAAAUCAAUUUUCAUUUAUAGAGGCAUAAAUAGUCAGUGUAACAACCCCGCCAGUGGCCCUCACAACGGAGCACCCUGGAGAUGCGUUGAGUCGAAACGGGGACUAGACUAAGAUACGGCGCGCGUUAGUCUGGCUGCGUAGACUGCGCAUCCCACAGCAAGUGUCACACUUAGCGUGAUGCCACUCCAAGGCGCAGGUUUCACUCCGCGCCGGCCAUUCGGUCAGAUGACUGACCGACUCGGACGGCGAACUGAUGCAUGGGGAGAUUGAAGAAAGAGUGAGGUGGAUUCUGGGAAACUCAGCCCACGGCACUUUAGCGCAUUCCUCACUAUAAGCAGUCUGACGACGGCCCUCCCAGGCCUGAGAGUCAGGCUCGACAGUUCCCUGUGGAUGUGACUGUUGUACUGCCACCCAGAUGAGAUCAAAGGCGCCCCCAUUGUUCUGUGAAAAAUCCGGUUCAUGUCCGUGGGACCAGAUCGUGUAUGGCACGCGUAGACGGGCCAUUUAUCUUUGUCGGCCGCUGCGCCCGAGCCUUCUUCUGGACGUCCUGACCCUGUCUCCCCACCGGGCCCAGGCGGGUGAGGGGGAGGAUGCAACAGAUGCCGCGCAAGUCUGUCAUAAUUAUAAACUAACUUACGCUCAAAUCACCGGUUCUGCGCCCACCAUGUCGUGGGGCACGCGGUGGACAUCGUCGUCCGUGACGAUCGGACUGCCAUUACAAUCCCACAUAGGUAAUCUUUUCUGGUUGCAAUCGAAUUUCUGAAUUUCAGCUAACCUACUGUGGGUAUAACUUCGAUGAUGGUUUGAGCGCUUAGUGAGAACCUUGCAAGGCCCCAAUCAGGGACACUGGUACAGGCAAGGUUUGUGGUCAUUACAGUUACACGUUGCGAUAUCCACUUGAGACCAUACCAAGCGCCAUUUCGUUCCUACAAGCUCCAGGUUUGGCAUUGAAUCUACGGGAGGCUACACUUCUAGCACUACUUUUUUUCCAGUGAUCUCCAGCCUCUUUUAUCUAAGUCGUCGAAUUCCUGUUUACUAUCUAACUUUCUCUUUCUAAUUUGAUCUUCCUAGGCGGGGGUGGAUACUACUACGGUCACGUCGUGGAGCUAGUGGAUACCCUGUGGCUCUACCCUAACUGAAUUCACCUCUAAAGACUACUCUUUUUUUACCUUAUCAGAUGUGUUUGUACCUCCUUUUUUCGGAAUGUUCAUACUACACUACGUACUUUUUUUUCUUUUGUCAUUGGGAGAGGUGAAGUCAGGUUUUUCGCUUAUGACCGUACAGAUAAAAUAGUCGUUGACUGGAUUGAAUUAGAGCGAACGUUUCUCUAACUUAUUAUCUGUCUUUUCUAGCUAUCGAUAUAAUCAACCAUUCGGGGGGGGGGCGACUACAGCGACGCUUUGAGUAUACGCUAACGACGUUGUGUGCGAUCUUCAGUGUUGAUGCAGUGUCUUACCAAGGAUGGAUGCCCGAACUUAUAAAGAAUGCGUCAUGACUGCACCACCGUACGGAUCUGGAAGUCCCAUUACAACACCCUCCCCCCCACCAAGCGCAUCUGUCCACGUUUGUCUCCGAAGCAUCGCGCCUCUGGGUAGUGUUCAUGUCAACGGUGCGCACUUCUCACUUACUGCCAGAAAGGUCUGGGGCACCUCUCAGCAUACUUUAUUUGUACCGACUGGAGAAGUCAAAAGGCGAGGGUAUUUCGAAGUAGCUAGUACUUGCAACCCACAUCAGGUGUAAAGGCCUUUGUCUCCACAAUUGAGUUACGAGGAGAACGAAGUUUGAGUUUAUAGGAUCAUUGUUAUCGGGUCUGUUCCAUCCCGACGGGUGGGAUGGAAGAGAAGGAAGGCUGGUUCUUGGAAGAAACACUUUAGGUCGGCGAGAACAGCGGAUCCCUUAGAUCAUCAACUCUCGCCAAUCUAUCGGGGUUCUGGCCGUCCUUGAACUUUCGGUCAAUUGCAGUGGGUAUUCUGGAAUAUUCUGGCCUAUGACGUGUCGCACAUCAAUUGGCCAUUUCUCAUGCUGGGAGCUCCUCGCGGAAUCUCGAACAUUUGGACCGCGCGGGCGAACAAGGGCUUCACGCCUAUUCGAUACAGCAGGGUACGCUGAUUGACUGGUCUCGCGUGCAUUUCUCAGCCCUUCCUGGCCCCCUGCUACGCGCGUGGUCACAUGUUAUUUUCGCUCUAGACCGCGACUCCGUUGUGGUUCCCGUCGGUCGACUGCAAAUGCUCAUUGAAGUCUUCCGGGGUCCGAGAUGGCUGACUGUUUAUUGAGCGUCGCAAUGUACGCUUCUUCAAGGGCAUGCGGUAAAGCACUGCCUGACUGCAAUUAUCUUAGGCCGUCUUUGAGGUGUACUAGAUCCGGGCAUCGCCUUAGGGUUAGCUGUGAAUCCCGAUCUGAGAGAAUGCUGACAACCCUCGACUGAGGCCGCCAGAAAGGCCUUUGCGGGGGAUUCGAAACUAUCAAGCCAAAAGUAAUGUCAAUCCGGCGCUUGGGGAGUCUAAAGGAAUUCUGAGGCUCGUGCCCCCUGUGCUAGCGUCGAUCUGUUGUUUCCCUACAUUUAUUCGUUCGCCCUGGAAAGAGCGGAAGAGGGCUACCGCAGUGGACAGAAAAAUUGCCACUUAGCUCUUUUCUGUCGUCAACCUUCGACUUGAGGAAAGACUUGGUAGCGAUUGAAGUCAGUGACAAUUCUGGUUUCUGUUUAUCGGUCAACCACACUAGGGACGACGGUAGGUUGUGUAAUCCCACUUCGCAACCAGUAGUCCCGUGAUGGUGUGAUACGGGAGGGGUGGCAAUAACGACCCUACGGAUGGGACAUCACCGCGGAGGCGAGACGAAAUGUAUGCAACAAAGCUUAGAAAUAGGUAGAUUUCCGCCAAAAUCCUCCUCAGGCCUAUAUGUAGCAACGGAAGUGAGCGCGUAAAUUGAAAAAUAGACAAUAAGCAACAAAUAAGCCGCCACCCGUAAAUUCGCUACAGCUCAGGAACCAAUGGAACGAAUAAUCAAUAGGAGAGAUUAACGGCAAGUGCCAAAUAUUUCAGCUGCGGAAAUAAACUGCGGGGCGGUGUGAUGCACAUGAGUAUUAAGUAAGCUAUGACAAUACACGCUAAUGAAGAGAGGAAAAGUAAAUGGGCAUAACUAUGAACGCUUGCUUUUAUUUUCGUAGCAAGUCAACUAACUACUGUAAAAUAGGCAUUUAGGAUAAUAAAUAUUUAGAGUGAGUGACCGAUCUCAUGAAAUGUUGGCUGAAAUUCUGAAAUGCGUCUUCGAUUAGGAAGGAUUACUUAGACACCAUUCUAAUACUAAUUAUCUUGCGGCAUAAUCCCCUAAUAUUUCGGACUCGGCAGGAUGUCGGCUUUUGAAUAUACGGCUUUUCAAUCUCUCACAGGAAGCAUGUUCAGUAAAAAUGACUCCUUAAGUAGCAUGAACUUUUCCCAUUGAUUUUCGAUGGUUUUGCAAAUUGAAAUAGGUUUUCUAGAAAGCACGGGCAAAAAUACGCUUUUUUAGUCGUUUGAUGGAGAAUCUCGUCAUCUUUGUUGUUUAUACUCAAAGAAGGAGUAUGAAUAGGUUUUAAAAAGUUUUCUAAUUCCCGAAUAAUUUAGAGCCUGAUUAGCCACUGCAUUAGCGCUUAGCUCUUUCAGUCUACAAGUUGCACGCGUUCCGUGUAAGGAAAAUCAUACAUUCUUUCAUGCCUUUAAAAAGAAACCCUAUAGAGUCCAUAAAAUUUUGCAAUGGGUACGGACUGUGUUGUACAUUUCAUAAGAAGCAGUGGUAAACGGACAGGUAGGAUGCUAUAUGAAUGGACAUUGCGCGUUCCAAAAAGUCCCCUAAUUAGAAAUUUUUUAAGACCUAACCAUACUCCUUCCUGGGGUAUAAAAUAUAGAGAUGACGAGAUUCUCCAUCAAACGACUUAAAAAAGCGUAUUUUUGCCCGUGCUUUCUAUAAAACAUGUUGCAAUUUGCAAAACCAUCGAAAAUGAAAGGGAAAAAUGCAAGCUACUUAAGGAGUCAUUUUUUACUGAGCAUGCUUCCUGUAAGAGAUUGAAAAGCAGUAUAUUCAAGAGCCGACAUCCUGCCGAGUCCCAGAUAUUAUGGGAUUAUGCCGCAAGAUAUUUAGUAUUAGAAUGGUGUCUAAGUAAUCCUUCCUAAUCGAAGACGCAUUUCAGAACUUCAGCCAACAUUUCAUGAGAUCGGUCACUCACUGCAUUUGGAAAGUUUAUAUAAACUAAUGAAAUGCACUUAUGAACAGGGUAGGUGAUAAUGGUUUUAUACUCCUAAAAUUCAGACAGUCGGCUCCAUAUCGCAAAAAAGUCAAAAAACCGCGCUUAAGUUUCUGAACAGAACGGAGGAAAUAAUCGAAGAAGGCGGUAGAACACUUCCAAGCAAGAGGACUGCAAUCUAGUGUGGCAAAAUGCCAAUGUGAACGCCAAAUACGCCAGUAGGUAAUGAGGCCACACACCGGCGGAUAUAUGUUCGAUGCGACUGCUGCCGAAGGGGGACGGUUCUAGGGGGUUCCGGUGUCGCAUCGGGUAAUAUGGCCCACGUAGACGGGGUUCAAUAUCGCCUGCUGUUUGGCUUAGACAGCGUUUGUCCAAAACAAACACGGGAAAUAUCCCUGUUGCAUAUUGCGAAAGCAUAUUUGGUGCAACAGCUUCCAGAACAGAAAACCUAUGUAAAGAGCUCCUUCUUAGACGUAAUUUAAUGACCACUUGUAAGUAACCUUUCGUACAUUAACUCGACUGAGUUUAAUUGCCUUAUUACUGGCUAUGUAAGGAACUACGCACAAAUAUACCUGAAGAAAUAGGUAAGCCAUGGCAUACGCGUUGGACAAGAUAUCUUGGAACAUGAGCGUUUGUGGUCUAACCGAGACAAAGUAAACCAAAACACACGAUGUCCCCCCCCCCUACAGCACGCGUUGUAUUGUGAGUGCCGACAUGGCACAAGAAGGUCAAGCAAGUCUGUUCGGAGAAGAAAAUAAGUCACGGCCUACAGUCUGACAACAGAAAUUGUUUGUAGAUAUCGAGAAAACUGAGCGUUUGUGCUUCAACCGAGGCAAAGUAAACCAAAACGCAGCCGACGAUGCUAACAGCACGCUUUGCAUUGUGGGUACAGCCAUGGCACAAAAAGGUGUAGCUGUUCUUUUGGAAGAGACGAACUGCGAAGGGGGAGAGAAAAAGCAAAGGCCAAAUCAUGCCAAAUAAUUUGCCACUAAAAGGGUCAUACCGAAACAGCUCGGUGCUUGUGGUUAUAGCGGUGUGCUAGGAAAAAUUCAAUGCGUGACUUCCUGAAGCCGUGGGCUGACAAAUUAAACAAAGCCUACUAAGAUAAAUAUAGUGGUUAGUUAUACAUGUUAAGCCGGGUGGGGUCACACAAUGUAUCCUUACCACACGAAAAGUUCUUGAUUUUCACUGAGUUGCGUUCGGGUGCUUCUGUGGGUCGCAGGAAAAACGAACGCUCAUCCCGCUUGAAAAUUGUCUCUGUCACUCAUCUCAACUGCGAUUAAUUAUCUACUAUCGACUCGUUAGAUGGACACUUAGGUUGGUUUGGAACUUUUAAUUCGAGCAUCUUUAUACUGUCGGCUUUUCGAGGAGACUGGUUGGGAGCAGCACACUGUUUAUCCCGUUUAGUUACAAGGAAGUGGGGUGUCAGGUUUCACCCCAAUAAUUCAGCAUGGUCUUUUAAAAAAGAAUAAAACCACCUCUUCGCACUCCGCAACACAAAGCAAAAAAUUAAAAAACGCACGACCAUUCUGGAUAAGAACAGAUUUCCCGUCCUUUAUCUAGUUUACUUGCUGGGCGUUGUGCUAUCGAAGACUUCUUGUUUUUUCCAAGAUGUGGCCUCCAUCUCCUUGUGCUAGUUUUCAAAUGUGAACGAACGGAUGUGUCCUAAAAAUUCUCGAAUACUCCUUUUGUCAAGAUGCGCAAGCAUGUCCUUUUCAAUUGCCUCGGAAAUUAUUGCAGGAACUCGCGGUUCAUUCUACAGAACAAAGCAUUUUAGGCACGCCCCUAAGGUUGUUAUGAAUAUUUAAGGUGAAAUCCACCAGCUAUUGCAAAAUAACCGCGUUAUAAUAGCAAGCUGUCUACAUAAGUCAGUAGUUUGCAAAUACUCGAUGAUUAGCGAUAUAGGAAGCAAAAACAGUUUAGGGACCCACCGAUGAACCGAGCCCCUUUGCAGCUGUGUAAUGCAGCGCCACAAGAUCGACAAAACAAGUGCGUUUGUGCUUUUAUUUAACAACUAUGCUGUCAGUAUGGCAAGUUAUUAUGUAUUGGCAAGUAUAUCCUUAGAUGGUGCUCCCGUUAGCGUGGGGUACGUCCUUUUAGGAUUGUAAUUGAACCGCCGCUGGAUUUGGAGGUAUCCUAACAAGUGUGCCGCAAAAUGCCGUUUAUUUUACAAUCUGCUAACUGAAUUACCCAAUGAAACUUUCGAACCAUGUUGCUUCCUCGGGUAUCACUACUCAGCGCUUUGGAUGGAGAGAGGCGUCUGACCAACGACCAGCAGCAGCUUCUUUCGCCCUGGGUUUCAUUUGCUAACAUAAUUUCGCCUAUUGUUGUUUAAUGCCUUCGUAGCGAUCGCGAAUUUCCAAGUUUUAAUAGCGGAGAGCCGGAAACUUCGAAUCAGUCCUCACUGCUGUGUUUCUGGCUUACCAAUUUUGCACGUUCUGAACACGAAGAUGCGAUCACUGGGACAAGAAAUUUAUUGGCCCUACGUUUCGGAUUCGCAUUCGCACCCAUCAUCAGAGACAGUUCCCUCUUCUCUUCACCCGCACUCACAAAGGGACACUGUGACUGCCUGCUUCCUGAGUCGAUCUACAGGUAUGGGCAUUGAAACGCAGAUUUGACUAACUGAUUGGUAUCUUGACAUAUUUAUUCUUAGACUUUGAUUUCGGAUCCCGAAGGGCACAGAAUACCCACUGAAGUGAUCAGAUGCUAGCUUUUCGCCAACCUCCUACACCUACGCGCUGAUAGCAACUCAGUACAAUGCAGCAAAGGAUAGGUAUCAUUGACUGAGCAAAAUAAAUUACGAUAUUUAUUCAACCAGCAAAUAUCUGUCCCGAAACCAUCCCGAACUGCCGGUCUUCGCCGCCCUUGCACUCCCGCAGGGACGGCAAGACACGGGAGUAUGAACCCCCCUCCUCAGUAAUACCGGUGAUCAUGCACAAAAUUUCAGUAAUGGCUAAUAUCCCCAUGCCCUAUCUCUAAGUAAAACCUUAACUCUUAAUCUGACCUUAAUAGUGUCUUAACCUUACGACAGCUUGCACCAUAACGUCGAUCCUAAUCUCCCUGGAAAGUAACGUGAGUCUUCAGAAUAGAAGAGGUACCUUUUCCCGUAUCUUGCCGCAGGGACGCACUCGAAACCCGUGAAGCCUAGCGGAUAUUCGGUUUUGCAUAGACCCCUCAAUAUUUGUGAUUAAUAGCUGCCGUUUGAUGUAGCGUAGUCGAAGGUAAGAAAAUAUCGAAUGCUAACAGUCGGCGGACAGCGACUGGUGGCUCAGGUUCUUAGAACGCCAGAUUGGCAUUCAACAAGUCGACGGCUCGUAUCCGUUUCAGACCAGGAUUUUCUGUCUGCGCUUCCAUAGCCCGCAUUUAAAACGAUAGUUACUGCCAGCAAAUGUUCCAUUUUCUUCGAGUCAGGACAAGUUGUUCAGAUGCAUUUUUAUUACGGUUUACUAGGUCGCCCUAGCUUGGCACCGGCGUUGUUUUCAAGGCGGCAGCCGUUCCCCGGCCAGCCGGUUUCUUCUGGGUCAUUGGGUGUGCAGGCCUCCUAAAGCCAAAACACCAGUGUCCACUGUGAAGGCGGCAGUGUAUAGCCCACACCCAGACCACUCAUUAGACGAGUAUUUGCUUGUUUUAUCAGCUAAAGUAAUGGGCCUGCAGUAACCAGUGCAGCCUACUGAGUGAGGCCACAGGCGUGAGAAGACAACUGACGCCAGGGGGGGGCAACUCCAAUGCCAUACAGAACGCCUAAAUUGCGUUUGAGCCCGUCAACACAGAUGAUGCACGCCCACUCACAGGGGUAGUGGCAGUUGUUGUUGUUGUUGAAAUGCUGGAGACAUGUGAUUCAGAAAAGAUUCAUGCUGGCUUGAUUUGGUUGAUCCAUUUGAAUGACCGUUACUGACUGGAAUACGGUGAUGCAUGACGAGGACCUGAGGAUGCCAGGCGGCGUGAUCGUUUUGCUCAGACAGAGCAAAACCAUCAUCAAUAUGCCGAUGUGGUUAACCGCAGCUGAGCCAGUCGAGGACCGUCAUACGACAAUGGUGGGAUGAGUGCCUGCUCGCGGUUGGCUUAAGUUAUCUUCUUGAGAUCUAAAACGGCAAUCAGAGACCUCUCUGCAUAUUGCUUAAGGCAGUUUGCUUUGGACUACGAUGUAGAGUUGACCGCACCACUUUAUGGUACUGAUUGUAUAUCAAUCGCUCCAAAUAAAUAUUCAUUCUUUACUUCAGUUGGUUGGUUUCUUUUUGUUAAACUGGCUUUUAGCUAUAAACUUUCAUAAAUUUUAACGUUACCCGGUGUCACAGUAGCCGGAUUUGUUUCCUGCUCUGAUUUUGAAUGAUUUUCAGUUCUCUGCUAAAACCAAGUUAUUAAUUGAUGAAUAAAACUAACGUUGUGCCAACCUCCCGCACCGCCCGACGCUUGGCUUUUGUUUGGAUUUUCUGGUUAGACACAGGAAGCACAUUGUAAGUUUGCCCAUUUAAGUGUCCCAAUUUACCACCGGCGCAACGAGGAUUCGACGAGGGACGAAGCAUGACUGCAACUUUAAUGAACCCUGUGGGACUUAAGACCACCUUUUUAUUCUAACUGAACCUUCUGGGGAUAAGUACACGUAAGUUGCAUCGUUUGAACCAUCUCUGACUGCACAACAAUACUUGUUUCCGUUAACUGUGUCUUCGGACUCUAAAAGACUUUUUGAGUCAUGGUUUAACAGCUAGGUGAAUGGUACUACCCUACCAAUCACAACGCAAGGACUAAGUUCCCUCCACUAGGGGGGACAUCUAUUCUGUCCUGAAGCUUUGCAGCGGCCUGAGCCCGCGAUGCAAGGUCGUCUGGGUGCUCCCCAGAAGUUGGGUGGGGUUAGAUGGACAGGACUAAGUGUGAGGGAGCUGAUUGGAUGGUUUCCGAGUUUCUGGACGCCUGCGGUUGACUGAACCCCGGGUUGACUGCGCGCGAGUCAUAUUACCUCGAAAACACUGGUCACGCGUUCCCUGGGAAGGCGUGUAUGCCAGCAGUUAGGUGCGCCCGAUGUGGCCAUCCAGAGAGUAUCGACUGGGUCAGUCUGCCAGGGCAGCUUGUUUUCUAUCUCACUGUUGAUGAGGUGUCUAACCAGACUGGGACUUUAAACUCCCUCGUUUACCUGACUUCAGUAGAAACAUAGAAAGUUAACGAUAAGGGUAGAUUGUAGAACCCCACUGGGUCCAUCGUGUAUAAGUAACUACUAUCUUUGUUUUAGAAGGCCUCAUUUCGUUUAUUAAUCCAUAGCUACAGGAAGCGCCCCUUUAUGUGUUAUCUAGCACUUUGACGCAACCGCUUGCACUGAGUUAUUCCGGCAUGGUUUUUUUUGUGAUAAACCAUUUGGCAUGAGGUUCUCGUCCCUCCUCCCUGAUUUUCUAGUUAGACUCAUGCAAUUACGUUGCUUUUGUUGUCAAUUCCAUACGCCGUGACUUACUUAUUUCUCCCGGAAGAGCAGUUAAACCAUGUUGUGCCAUAUCGAUACUAACCAUACCAUGAGUGCUGUAAGGAUCGCCGGCUGCGUUUUGGUUUACUUUGUGCCGGUUAGAGCACAAACGCUGUGCCUCCUCAAUAGCUCUGAACGGUUCUUGUUGUCGAACGUGUAAGCCAGACUUAUUCAUUUCUUUAAGAUUACUUGUGUAUAGGUCCUCUCAUAAACAGCAAUAAUAAGACAGUCAACUUUAGUCGGGAGGUGGGGUUGCACAACCUACCGUUGCCAAGUUGACGACUGUGCCCACAUAGCGAACAGACCCUAUGCUAAGCAUACAGGCAAGUGGUUAAACCAAACAAGUAAAGAGAACGGUAACCACAGUCACUCGGCACGCCUCGUGAUCUGCUGGAAGAGCUUUGAGACCCCUCUUUAUGAUCCUUUGUGUCGGGAUGUCGGACUGACGGUUGCCUUUAACUGGCUAGUAUCUUUUCCUUAACCGCGCUGGCUGUUUUAACGCAAUCGGGACAACGCUAGGGAGGUGCGCGCACGCUGUCGUGACACAUGCCUGACCAACCACGACAUUAGUCAGGCUUAUGCAUACAUCCGGUGGUGCCGACUUGAGCCGUCCCUUCAGCAGGGCGUAAGUCUCGAGUUCGUGCGUCCACGGCAACUCUAGUCCAACAAAUAACGUUGCACCUACAGUAGGUGAGCUAACUCAUGAAACGUCAACUGAAAUUCCGAAAUGCGUUUUCGUUUCGAGAAGAUUAAUUAAGUAGGGUUGUAAAACUAGUCAGCCUGAAACAUAAUUCUAUAAUAUUUCAGUUACGACAGGAUGCCGGUAUUCGAACGAACUUCCUUCCGGCUGCAUGCAAAAACUACACACCGUAAAAAUCACUACUUAUGUAGCAUGCAUUUUCUCACUGAUUUUCGAUGCCUCUAAAAGUCCAAUUAUAGUUCAUGGAAAACAUGCAUAAAAAGAUUCAUUCUAUUGCUCAUUCGACAGAAAAUUACGUCUUCUUCCAAUCUUAUACUCGAAGGAAGGGUAUAAUUCGGUUUUUAAAAACCUUUCAUAAUUUUGAACUCGCUCUACACUUGAAUUCAGGGUUCCCAAACUACAAGCCGUAUAUUUUCCGCGUACGGAAAACCACACAUUUCUCUACGGUAAAAAAGGAAGACAAUAUAGGGUUACUAAAAUUUAACAGUGGAUUUGAUCCAUAUUGUUAACUUUACAAGACACAAUGUUAAAUGCAAAGACAUGAAGAUUUAUGAACGGCCAUUUCACGGUAUUUAAAAGUCCCAGAAUAAGCGACUUUCUUAAAACCGAAUUAUGUCUCUCAUUCGAGUAUAAAAUUAGACGAAGACGCAAUUUUCUGCUAAAUGAGCAAAAGAAUGAAUAUUUUUGUGUAUGCUUUCCAUGAAAUAUAAUUGGACUUUCAGGGGCAUCGAAAAUCAAUGAGAAAAUUCAUGCUACAUAAGUACUCAUUUUUACAGAGUGUAGUUUUUGCAUGCAGUCGGAAGGAAGUUCGUUCGAAAGCCGGCAUCCUGUCGUAACUGAAAUAUUAUAGAAUUAUUUUGCAGGCGGACUAGUUUCACAAUCCUGCUUAAUUAAUCUUUUAAAAACGAAAAUGUAUCUCUGAAUUUUGGUUGACAUUUCAUGAUUUAGCCUACCUCUUGUAGCUGGAGCAGUUUCGUGCAUACUAACGUGUCCUGUCAAGGUUCUGAUUGAGGUAGCCAAAUCUGCCCUGAAAUUGCUCCCUAUCCUGAAAUUGUAAAAAGCAGAAACCAGCGCCGAAAAGGCAGUGCGCAUAUGGGGUUAGAUAGACGCAAAACCCGUGGGGAAUAAGAAAAAAGUGGAAAUGGUCCUCUGUGUAUUCCUGUAGCUUUCUACGAUUGCCAAACUCUGAAAUCCGGAGUGAUUGAACUAAACACGGAACCUAGAAUAGAAAACAGUACUAUCAUUCGAUGCCUCUCCGAAGGGCGUUUCCCCGCAAACGUGACUUCCCGGGUGUUUAGUGCGUGGAUGGAGUGCUUUCGCACUAAGAGACACCGGCGGGAGGACUAAUCAAUAAACAAAGCACCCACACCUGCACUAAUAGGCACACGCCACGUCGGCAGAGGCCAGGACUACCCAGUCGCCUGAGAGUAGUGUGCGAUGCCGUAUCCUGUCUGCAAGACGAAAACGAGUACUACAAUCGCGCAGACAGGACAGCGAUGAAUGAGUUGUUUUGUCGAGUAUGCGACAACUGCAACAGGCCUGCACGCGACAGGAAUUAAGCUCUAGCCAUCUGACUCGGGGCUGGGGGAGGGGGAGGGCAGGUACCCAGCUCGCCUGCUAUUUUUCACAUUGGUGGGCGUUUUACAGCCGGCAAUUAACUCGGUCAAGUGCAGACUAGUGCAUUCUGCCAAGCGACACCGAGUUUUGUGUUAACAUAGACUUGAGUGAGUUCAUGGUGGAUGGCAGGUGUGGUUGGUUUCAACGACACAGCCGUAGGCAUCUGAUUAUCGGGGUCUACCAGCGUAAGGCAGAAGAAUGCAGCAGAAGGCGUUAUCUUCACAAACGGCGACUAGGAAACUCUCCAGGGUCUCUCUGGACUCACCCUUAAGCUGCUAACCAGUACGUACAGCGUAGGGUUUCUAGCUCAAGGUCAUUUCUUGUCUAUUGAUUGAGGAGCUAAAUUGGACGGCUAAAUAAAAUAAGCACUUUGAAGGCUAGAGUUCCACCAAUACAAACACACAAAGAAUUCAAAAGAUUCGAUUGAGACAUUGCACGAUUAAUUUAAAAGAAGCGAAUCUUCUUGCUGGAGUCAGAGAUGGGGGUUUAUGGGUAACAAUCGGGAGAUGGCACCCAAAAAAAUCCGCCUAACCAAAGCAGCCUGUCUUGCUGGACAGGUGGUAAUAGGGGUUUUAUGGGUUAUGGCUGAUGGGGAUGUACGCUAGUAGCCGACAGAAAGCCUUAUUUGAACAGGCGAAUGAUCGAAGUUGGCCCGCUCCUCGUUCCGUUAUUACAAAAUUGGUCGUCAAAGGCAGUAUAGUGGUAACCGACGAGUGGAAAGCGUAUAAUCGUCUUCCCUCAGAAGGCUAUCUACAUUUCUAUGUUAACCACUCAAAGAACUUCAAGGACCCUACCACCGGACGGCACACCAAUGCCAUUGAGGCAUACUGGAGUAGACUGAAAAGUAAACUCCACGAGGGUGGCCCAGUAUGUGGUCAAGCUUUGUGGGCCCACAGAGACGAAGUACAGUAUCGUCUUUGGUUUGACCUCAAUGCCAUGUCUUUGACAGACGCCUGGGAACUGUUCCUGUCCCAUGUUGUGCAGACUUAUCCUAUUUAAAAGUGAUUUUUUAAAAUAAGCAUUCAUAAUGCGAAUGUAUGCCGUCUAUCCAGGUUGGGUAAAAACGACCAUCGUCCAUGUAACCUCCUGCGAUGUUCGUUCGGCCAGCCCGUGUUAGGCCAUCGCGGGAAGUCCAAGUAGUGCGUGAAAGUAGGCCUGCAACCGCUGAUAUAGCCUGAAGGCGUUUGAGUCCACUGGUAAAGGUAUUAUUUCUAGGUAACGGAUUUUUUUGGGUGCCAUCUCCCGAUUGUUACCGGUUUAUGCCCUGUGGGAUGGCGCAGACUGAAUAAAAUAAGAGCGAAAGCUGUUGUGCCGUCGAUGAGCAGAAGUCCUUCUGCGGAUGCCUGUUGCAGCGCCGCGCAUCUCGCACAUACCAACGGCAAUCUAAUUCCCAGCCAAUCAAGGCUGUACAAACCGGCCAAUCAAGGCUGUGCAAACCGGCCAAUCAACUUCGGGCCUGACGCAGGCGUGUCCUCGCUCAAGGCGUUCUGACGCAUGACCCACUGUCGCACUCGGAACGUUUGCUUUCGCGGCGUCAGACAUGUGCCUUCGUCCGACUGUCAACUUCCUCCAACCCUUUAUUUGAUCGGCAUAUACAGAAUACAAUGCCGGCGUCAAACGCCUUCUCUUUCUGUUUGAGAGCGAGCCUGAAGGUCGUAGCGGCCACGGGAUGCCAAUAGCUACAGCUCCCGCGACAGGCUAAUCAGAAAUGUGGAGCGUGCAUUUAUGCAACUGUAGGAAAGGAAAGCUCAUCGGUUAUGGGGAAGGAUUUGGCGGAUAACUGGUGCUUACUGGACUGUAGGUGACGAUGAGUAAAGAGCGCUUUCAGCAGCGAAAAGGCUUAACCGGGAAGGUGAAGGCACCAGGGGGAAUGUGAUUGGCGAUAGAUACGCAUUGACGGCUCCUCCUUCGUGUGGCCUGUAUGAAACUUUCACGAACGUAGUAUCUGAGUCUCCAUUUCCAUGAAAAUUUGAUACACUGCAGGUGGACCAGUUAACAUGUGGAACACGUAGGUGGGCUUCUUAGAUUUGCCAGUCAACGCGCGUCCCCAUAUCCGGUCGCCUUCACAUUGGCUUGACACUGGAACCUGUUGCAGAGGGCAGCAAAGAGAGCGAGAGAGAGCGCGGUAGAUGUGAUGAAAGUGGGCUUCACUAUCAUCUGACUCACGCGCAAACAACCGGUACGGCACCCACUCCGUGGAACACACGUGCACGUCGUCGUUUGCAUCUGUGGAACUGGUGACAUAGCUGCAUGCCAAUGAAGACGGGAAGGAUUGGAAUAGAUAUAUCAGAUUAUCCGUCUGUUGUAACAAGUUGUACUCCUGUCCCGGGUUGGAGAGACUGGACGUAUGGGUAAUAAAUAGCGGUAGCUAAGAUGAAAGUGCGCAUUCGAUCUUUCGGUAGAGCUCUCCUGAGAAAAUCUAACGACCCGCCCUCAGUGUUGUGGGCGUUCAUUGGGGCUGCUUGGAGGUCAUAAUGGCUGUCCAAUUUUCACAGUCGCAUUGAUUUUAUCUAUAAGCAGCCCGCUAAGGGAUAAUGGCCAGUAGGUCAGCAAUGCUCGUUUACAUUUAAACUCCACCAUUAAAGUUUUGUAAAGUCAUUAACAUUAUUUCACCACUAGAGCCUGCUGGGUGAGGGGAGAGAGUCUGGUAGAUGCGAUGAAGGCAUGUGUCACCAUAAGCUAAUUCACGCGCAAGUCACUGGUAUUGGGUCCACUCUAUGGAGCACGCGGUGAGUGUCGUUGUCUGCGACGUACGAAUCAUCAAAGAAUCACGCAGACUCAGAAACAACUGGCUGACGCGUGUCAGUGUAUGCCCCCCUUUUCACCAGGCGCGACAGAAUCACAGUCAGUUUUAGGGAGUCAUCCUCGUGGCUGUUCGGAUGCGAUGAAAUUAACAGUGAACUGCAGAAUAUCCGAGAAAGAAGGUGGAACUCAUCGAAACGAUUCCCUGCCUGGAAUGGGGAAUCUUAUCACAACACCGGACAGGAAAGACGAUGAUCGGACACAGGACCACAAGCUCCAUCAGAGCCAAUUUCUGUCAACCUCAUGCGGAACACCAACACUCACACCGUAGCUGUAUUCGGCGAUAAAGACUAACCGGGGAGCAGAAUAUGCUCUCUAGAUGUCUCCAGAUCUUCAAUAACGAUGAAUACGCGGUUGUUCAUAACUCACACAGACAAAGUCAUGAGAGACUGAAAUUAGGCUAUAUAGGCGAACGUUAUUCCUACGUGAUUCUCCGUACCCGAUAUUGCGGCCACUGGAGCUCGGAUACGUGUUUUGACCGGUAAAACAUCCAAUUCAAUGAACCAAGUCAAAAUCUGGUAUAUUUCUCGACCAUGGCAAAUAAAUUAAAAUGUCUUUCUGAGUGACCGUGAAGUCUUUACAUCGGAGCUACGGCCUAAACGGCAAGUCCGUUCUGGAACCACUCUCGCAGACGUAACUGAAGCUAACAAAGCCAGCAUCUCACUCAUACGAACCGUGGCGUGACAGUCACGCGGCGACAACAGGUCAAUUUAUCGAUCGAAUCAGGGUCAUCACCCGUUCUGGUAGACCUUGUGGACUAAACAGACGCCAAAGGUGAGCCCCACGCCGACUUACUCCCCUCUCCCUCCUUCCCUGAGGACACAAUGGUAAGUCGCGGACAAUUCAGGUGCCUCCACAAUUCUACUUUCACCACAGUUCAUUCAGAACUCCCAUUUGCCUCCUCUGCUAACAGAGAGAAGUUGUCAACAUUCAUGUCGGCCAGGGAGGCGUCCAGAUUGGAAACGCCUGCUGGGAACUAUUCUGCCUGGAACAAAAAAUUCUGCCAAACGGCCAGAUGCCCAGCAAAAAGGCUUUCAAUGGGGAGGACGAUUCUUUCAGUUCAUUCUUCAACGAAACAGGGUCAGGAAAGUAUGUGCCGAGAGCCGUGUUCAUUGACUUGGAACCUACUGUCAUUGGUAAGCUCGAAAGCCUGUUGUGUCUCUGCCUGUCAGGGUGAAAUUCUAAGGUCUCAUUUUGAUGAGCAUGGCUCUGAAAAGCUUCAAUGGUAAGACCUAAUUGUAAACGAGCAGUGCCGACAUACUGACCACUAUCCCACGGCAAGCCCCUUAUAGAUAAAAUCAACGUAAUCGUGGAAAUGAAUAUCAAAAAACGUUGGACAGCCACUAUGACCUCUAAGCAGACCGAAUAAACGCUCGUAACACCAAAGGAGGAUCGUUAGAUUUUCUGGUAAGAUGUGACAUGAUGGAUAUAAUACUGCUGGGGUUGGGGUUAAGGGUAAGGGGCUAGGGGUUAUUGUUAGGGGCUAGGGUUAUGAGUUAGGGUUAAAUGUUCGGGUUAGGUGUUGGCGUUUAGGAUUAGGGGUUAAAGUUAGGUGCUAGGGUUAGGGUUUGGGGUUAGCGCAACUGUUUUUUAACCACGCACUCCCAGUAGCUUUUCUUUUGCAUACAACUACUUGAUCUCGUCGCCUGUGCAUUCCCCGAGCCCACCUGUAUAAUCCCCUAUUACCACUAAUCCUGUGUUACAGGUGGCUGGGGUUUUUUUUAAUGCAGGUGGGGCUAUACAACCACAUCUGACUGAAAUCAAUUUAAAUGCAUAUUGCAUGAGUAGUCUUUGUUUAGCAGGUACGUUUUUGCGGAUGGGUAAUAAGAAGCCCAACAUAAAGUCAGAUUAUAGCGUGUCUGAAAUAUUUCGCAUUUACGCUUCAUGAUAAUCAAUAUAACAAGCCUACUUAAAUAAUACCUCCCAAUCGAAAAUACACCUUAAGAUUUCGGUUAAACUUUCAGGAGAUUGGUCACUGGCAAUUCUUGCAGUCCAGCAGUGUACCUUUAACUAACAUCUUCGUUAUCCCUCCACUGCCAGACGAGAUCAGGACCGGACCCUAUCGUCAGUUAUUCCACCCUGAGCAGCUGAUUACAGGCAAGGAGGACGCAGCAAACAACUACGGUCGAGGCCACUACACCAUCGGCCGUGAGAUAAUAGAGCUAACGCUGGACCGCAUCCGCAAGAUAGUUGAACGCUGUUCAGGUCUUCAGGGCUUUGUGACCUACCAUUCCUUUGGUGGCGGCACCGGUUCCGGUUUCACCUCCCUCCUGCUGGAGCGUCUGAGCAUUGACUAUGGCAAGAAGUCAAAAUUGCAACUGUCUGUCUAUCCUGCGCCGCAAGUCUCUACAACUGUUGUGGAGCCCUACAACUCCAUUCUCACAUCGCAUUCGACCCUGGAGCAUUCGGACUGCGCAUUCAUUGUGGACAAUGAGGCCAUUUACGACAUUUGCAGGUGAACUAUAUGGCUCUUUGCUUGUCGAGCGUCCUAGUUGCUGUAAAGCCCACAGGAGCCGACCAAUAAUAGCCGUAGAAAUUUAAGACAACAAUCUACCUAGGAAAAACAAAAUGCGAUUACGGGAACAAAAAGUUUCUUGGCCUGACGUUCCGGAUUCCCACUCAAACCCCUCCGAUAAGUCCUAUCCGCGACUCUCUCUGAUAAUGCGUUUGAGUGAGGACCCAAAACACCAGGCCGACAAACUCCUUGUUUCAGUGAUCGCGUCCUCAUCUUCUGAACAGCUUCCUGGGACUCGUACGGUCGCCCCUAUCAGCAAUGUACCUAAAACAAGUCAAGCCCUCCUCAUGCCAUUUCGCUCACCAUAUGUGGAUUUCAAACACUUCCAUUCCAGAGGUCGAUUGCAUGUUGGGCUGUAUAUAAGUGCGUGUUUCAGACAAGAGCACCUGAAAACGGCGACCAUUCACUAAAAUCUAUAUUAUUUGACAGCAGCACACAGAAGACGAGGUGAGAAAGAAGAUGCAUCUUGUACGCUUGGCAAGUUUCUUUGGCAACGAUCGGGAGAAGGCCCCGAUUCCUACAGCUACUGCGUUCACACACGACACCAUCGGUUGUGCGAACGCUCCCUGCACUCAGAUCUGUCCCCCUGUGUUCAGCUCAUUUACUAGCAACAGAACCACAUACAGACGCUGCACUAGUUGCACUGAUCGGCGGCACCCGCGUUUUAGAUCAAUCGGUCACCUGGUCACAAACCCUAAUAUUGGAUAAUAAUGCUGGCGCAGACACGUUAUGCAGACGCAACACGCUGCACAGACCUCCAAUAAAUUCUUCUUACGCUACCAAGUUAGCAUCCUGUCUCUUCAAAACAACGGUAAGGAUCGGGUUAAGGCCCCCAAACAUCUGUGGCAUAGAUGCAUGAAGUGGAUUUAUGUCCGACGCGAUUAUUUCCGGUUUGAUGUUCCAUCGUACAAGGUUGGGUCGUCUGUUGUAGACGGUCUGGUGCAUUAUCCAUAAUGACCUCAGCUCGGAGAGUUGAGAAGCGAUCGUUGUAGACACUUAAUGUUUAUUUUUUAGUUAUCCUGUGCGUAUCAGCAGCAGUUCGGUUCGCGGCCAGUCACGACUAUCCAAACGGACGAAGCAACUUCAAGGCCGACACAGACAUGCCUCGUUAAAGGCGCUCCGACGCCUCUCCCAAUAGCACUCGGGAUGCCCGCUCCCACGAUGCCGGACGUGCGCCCUUGUCCGACUCAACUUCCUCCAACCUGCGCUAUUAAUUAUCUAUACUUGUUCAGCCAUUAAUCUAUGCAUGCAUAGGCCCCGCCCGUAAAAGCCCUAUAACCACAUUUCACGUAAAACAGUCGCCUUCGCUGGUCGUGUGUGUUUGAGGGCCCCCUCCCGAUCGUUGCUGUAGUCGCUGCACAAGGUGUCCUCUGAGGUGCGGUCGGACGUUGUCAGCACUCCCAAGGGUAGGCUCGACAACAGCAGCAGCAGCAGCAGCAGCAGCAGCAGCAGCAGCAGCAGCAGCAGCAGCAGCAGCAGCAGCAGCAGCAGCAGGAGUCAUCGGGAGACCCUAGCCAUUACGACCCUCAGGGGUGAUCCAAUUUCAAAGAGGAAAAGUCGAACGCCAGUUGAGGGCAGAUUGUAACCUUUACAGAAGAACUGGGGCGCAGUUUGGAGGAAUUUGAGUCGAGCAAGGGCGCACGUCCGGCAUUGCGGGAGCGGGCACCCCGAGUGCUAGUGGGGAGGCGUCGGAGUGCCUUGAACGAGGCAUGCCUGUGUCGGCCUUGAAGUUGAUUGGUCGGUUUGGAUAGUCGUGACUGACCGAGAACCGGACUGCUGCUGAUACACGCGAGUACGCGCGUGAAGCACAGCGUUGCUACAGGCGUCCAGUUGUGUGCGCAAUCUCCGAAAUUGGCACAACAGCAUGGUCUUUCCAGUUCUCCACCCUCCAGACAGCCGACGAAGUCAAGGUGUGGUGGGCUAGCCAGCUGUGGAGCGUUUAGACCACUGCACACGCCAGCUGGAUAUUGUGCAGCAAACAGGAGAUAAGCUGUCGCCAGUCGCUGUUGGUGCCACCAUCUUUUUGGGCCGAGCAAUGUAUUUUGAGGUGUGGUCAACUCGUCAUCCGGCUGUUUAGGCACCAUUAACGUCAACAUUGUCGACUUAGCCUUUGAAGUCGAUGGAAAAUUCUUGUGUGACCGAUGAAGGACCUGUAUGACCCGCCUUAGCGAACUACAGUAUCAAUAAAUCAGGACAAAGUCGCAUUUGUUUGGGUCGGGAGAGCAGGGGGAAAUGAUCGAUGUCGGCCGCAAUUGCUCAACUAUUGACAGGCCUCUGUGCAUUCGACUGCAUGCCGAUAAUACUAGUAAUUAAAAUUUAGUGCUUCUUCUGAUGUCUACUAUGUGGCUAUAAGAACCUAAAUGGCUCAGUCGCCUGGUUUGGGAAAAACAGAACAGUAGCAUCCAAGACCCAUUUGGGAUCCGGCCUGGGGUCGCCAGUCAUUUAAGAUUGCGAUAGAUGAGAUUUCUUCUCUAACCAUCCGUGAGGCGUUUCAGUCAUUAGGAUGCGCUGUAAUUUGGUUAUCCAUUAAACGGCAAAAUCAAGGAAAGUAGUUCCAGAAGAAGCCAUCAUUAAUGUCCAUUCUGAGUUCGCAAAUCCGAUAGACCGCAAUUGGAAAGGAUCAGUAGUCAUCUUGGCGACAUGCGCAGUGCUCAUCAACAUUUUCCCUUAAAGUGAACUUUGCUGGCAGAAAAUGAUCGUCUCGUAUUAACUUCAUUAGUCUAAAUCCCUUCUGACUGUGUCUCAGGGCCUAAAGUGCACGUGCAUUGCCAUUGGUUCCGCUUCAGACGCAACCUCGACAUUGGCCGACCGACGUACACAAACCUGAACCGCCUUAUCGCCCAAGUGAUCAGUUCUAUCACAGCCUCCCUUCGCUUCAACGGUGAGCUCAACGUCGACCUUGCAGAAUUUCAGACCAAUCUCGUGCCCUACCCACGCAUCCACUUUCCCCUCGUCACCUACGCACCCGUCAUCUCCGCCGAGAAGGCUCACCACGAGGACCUGUCAGUCAGGGAGCUCUCGCAGGCCUGCUUCGAGCCAGCCAGUCAGCUGGUGAAGUGCGAUCCACGACAGGGCAAGUUCAUGUCCUGCUGCAUGCUCUACCGCGGUGACGUCGUGCCCAAGGAUGUGAAUGCGGCCAUUGCGAGCAUCAAACUGAGACAGACCAUCCAGUUUGUGGACUGGUGUCCCACGGGCUUCAAGGUUGGCAUCAACCACCAGCCGCCGACAACGGUGCCUGGCGGUGACCUGGCCGCGGUCCCUCGAGCCGUCUGCAUGCUCAGCAACACCACAGCCAUCGUGGAGGCCUGGGCCCGCCUGGGUCGCAAGUUUGAUCUGAUGUUUGACAAACGCUGUUUCGUGCACUGGUACACGGGCGAGGGCAUGGAGGAGGCAGAAUUUGCUGAUGCGCGCGAGGACAUGGUGACGCUGGAGCGGGAUUACGAAGAAAUGGCAAUCGAUACGCUUGAUCUGAAUGCUGGCUGGGACGAGCGCGAGCACUAUUCAGACGAAGUUUAA